Molecule: messenger RNA, 4439 nt
Organism: Salmo salar (Atlantic salmon)
Lineage: Eukaryota; Metazoa; Chordata; Actinopteri; Salmoniformes; Salmonidae
Product: E3 ubiquitin-protein ligase CHIP
Biological process (GO): proteasome-mediated ubiquitin-dependent protein catabolic process; positive regulation of proteolysis; protein quality control for misfolded or incompletely synthesized proteins
Cellular component (GO): Z disc; cytoplasm
Molecular function (GO): ubiquitin protein ligase activity; protein-folding chaperone binding
Source: RefSeq, a predicted model, not a curated record
AUGACUACCAGAAAUGUAUCAAAACAUUAGCUAGUUAGCUGGCUACGCACCUGUGUAUCCUCCCAGCUAAAAUAAUACUACACACUACACUAUGUCAAAUAAUAUCAAUUGAUUAUACACAUGUUUGGAUAGCUGUGCUUUUCGUUAUCGUUAGGCAGUUCGCUAGCUAGCUAUAUUCCAAAAUAUUCAACUGUCUGCGUUCGAAGAGGUAGACAAACGAGCUGUGUGGGAGGAGGCCAAAACCAGGACAAGAGCGAAGUCGGAGAGCCCGCUUGACACCUGAGGGGAGGACAUUGAAACGCCGCAGUCCGGCCUGAGACACGGGUAGCAGGAUAGGGAAGCAGAGCGGAGAGGCCGCCGCCACAGCGGGGCCGGCGGACAAGAUGGCGGGCAGCCCCGAGAAGAGUGUCUCAGCGCAGGAGUGGAAGGAGCAGGGCAACCGCCUCUUCCUCAGCCGCAAGUACCAGGAGUCGGCCGCCUGCUACAGCAAAGCCAUCAAGCGGAACCCCUCAGUGUCUGUGUACUACACCAACCGGGCACUGUGCCACGUGAAGCUGCAGCAACACGACAAGGCCCUGGCCGACUGCAAGCAGGCGCUGGAGCUGGACCCCCAGUCAGUCAAGGCCCUCUUCUUCCUGGGUCAGUGUCACCUGGAGAUGGAGAACUACGACGAAGCCAUCGGCAACCUGCAGAGAGCAUAUAACCUGGCGAAAGAGCAACGGUUGAACUUUGGCGACGACAUUCCCAGUGCCCUCCGGAUAGCCAAGAAGAAGCGCUGGAACAGCAUCGAGGAGAAACGCAUUAACCAGGAGAACGAGCUGCACGCCUAUCUCACCAAACUCAUCCUGGCAGAGAAGGAGAGGGAACUGGAUGACAGCAGAGAGGAACAAGAUGCCAAGUCGGAGGAAUGCAGAAGCCGACACGACCUCACUAAGUUCCACUCCAAACACGACAAGCACCUGUCAGACAUGGAGGAGCUCUUCUCUCAGCUGGAUGAGAAGAGGAAGAAAAGGGAGAUCCCAGACUACCUGUGUGGAAAGAUCAGCUUUGAGUUGAUGAGGGAGCCCUGCAUUACACCCAGUGGGAUCACUUAUGACCGCAAAGACAUCGAGGAGCACCUACAGCGAGUGGGCCAUUUUGACCCUGUGACACGCAGCCCUCUGACUCAAGACCAGCUGAUCCCUAAUCUGGCCAUGAAAGAGGUCAUCGAUGCUUUCAUCAUGGAGAAUGGAUGGGUGGAGGACUACUGAACAAAGGAGGGAGGGAGGGAGAGAGGGGGAGUAGGAAUCAUUCAAAAAGAAGAACCAGACAUAAAAAGACGACAACAAACCAAACAAGUAUGAUCUGCACUUUAAAGCUGAGACUACACCACAGACUGACAUACCUUCACUAGGACUGAGACUACACCACAGACUGAUACACCUUCACUAGGACUGACACUACACCACAGACUGACAUACCUUCACUAGGACUGAGACUACACCACAGACUGACAUACCUUCACUAGGACUGAGACUACACCACAGACUGACAUACCUUCACUAGGACUGAGACUACACCACAGACUGAUACACCUUCACUAGGACUGACACUACACCACAGACUGACAUACCUUCACUAGGACUGAGACUACACCACAGACUGACAUACCUUCACUAGGACUGAGACUACACCACAGACUGACAUACCUUCACUAGGACUGAGACUACACCACAGACUGACAUACCUUCACUAGGACUGAGACUACACCACAGACUGACAUACCUUCACUAGGACUGAGACUACACCAGACUGACAUACCUUCACUAGGACUGAGACUACACCACAGACUGACAUACCUUCACUAGGACUGAGACUACACCACAGACUGACAUACCUUCACUAGGACUGAGACAAGACCACAGACUGACAUACCUUCACUAGGACUGAGACUAGACCACAGACUGACACACCUUCACUAGGACUGAGACUAGACCACAGACUGACAUACCUUCACUAGGACUGAGACUACACCACAGACUGACACACCUUCACUAGGACUGAGACAAGACCACAGACUGACACACCUUCACUAGGACUGAGACUAGACCACAGACUGACACCCCUUCACUAGGACUGAGACUAGACCACAGACUGACACACCUUCACUAGGACUGAGACUAGACCACAGACUGACAUACUUUCACUAGGAUUGAGACUAGACCACAGACUGACAUACCUUCACUAGGACUGAGACUAGACCACAGACUGACAUACCUUCACUAGGACUGAGACUAGACCACAGACUGACAUACCUUCACUAGGACUGAGACUAGACCACAGACUGACAUACUUUCACUAGGACUGAGACUAGACCACAGACUGACAUACCUUCACUAGGAUUGAGACUAGACCACAGACUGACAUACCUUCACUAGGACUGAGACUAGACCACAGACUGACAUACCUUCACUAGGACUGAGACUAGACCACAGACUGACAUACCUUCACUAGGAUUGAGACUAGACCACAGACUGACACACCUUCACUAGGAUUGAGACUAGACCACAGACUGACACACCUUCACUAGGACUGAGACUAGACCACAGACUGACACACCUUCACUAGGACUGAGACUAGACCACGGACUGAGACUAGACCACAGACUGAUACACCUUCACUAGGACUGAGACUAGACCACAGACUGAUACACCUUCACUAGGACUGAGACUAGACCACAGACUGAUACACCUUCAGACUAGACCACAGACUGACAUACCUUCACUAGGACUGAGACUAGACCACAGACUGAUACACCUUCACUAGGACUGAGACUAGACCACAGACUGACACACCUUCACUAGGACUGCCAUUAAAUCUCCUGUUGAUCUAUACAUCUCUCUCUCUCUGUUUCCAUCAUUGUCCUUUUCCCCCCAUUUAUUUUGUCUCUCAGCUGCUCAUACUAGUCAGAUCCAACAAUUAGGACACGCUACCAAACAUUGCACCGAAUCAGAGCACAUCAUCCAACAACAGGACCCAAUCAGAAUAUAGUACCCAACACCUUGGGCCAAUCGCUUGAACGUUACACCCAGAACAACCAAUCAUAUUGCAGACCCCUAAACCCAGCGGCCCAAUCACAUCCUAGACCUCGAGUCUAAAAGUGCAGCCAUUGACCAAUCAGGGCUAAAUGUACUCUACUUGUGGUGAUGCUCCACAACUUGUCUUCUAUUUUAAAUCUCCUUUUCUAUGGGGAAGAGGACUGUCUGAGGCACCGCCAUGUUUUCUCCACUCUCCAUUGUAGUCCUCUUGAGUGGCCUGUAGAUGGUCCAAUGUAGUCCUCUUGAGUGAUGGGCCAAUUUUAAACCCAAGCUGAUCUCUUACCACCACAAUGCAGCACUUCUCUCUAUCCUCUUGGAGGGCUGAAAAGACUGUAUAAGCAUGAGUUGUAUAAUAUAGAACGAAACCCUAGCACUCAUCUUCAGUGUUUUGCAGUAUGUAGGGAAGCAAUAUGUGUAAUCAAUAUGAUGGAAGGGUCCAGGAAGAGCAUUGAAGGCUUUGUGCAAAGGGUUGUUUUUUGACCAAGGACGUCUCUAAUUUUGGCUAGCUGAGUUUCCACCAUUUUGUUGCCACUCAUCUGGCUCAUACAGAGCUGAACGUUAAUGAAUGGGGAAGUGCGUAGCAGUAGGGGUUGGGGUCAAUUCUAUUUCAAUUCGUCAAUUAAGAAAGUAAACCCAAUUCCAAAUUUUCUUUGAAAAGAUUGGUUUAAAAUUGUGUGAGUCACAGGUGUGUUUUUGAAGGCUGUGUUUAAUGGUAAUGUGUUUUCUCUGGUUUACAUGUUGCUGAAUGUUUUCAGGUGGUGUCCUGUCUGUGCCUCAAGUGGCGCUUGAAGUAGAAUAUGGAAGUCAGUCAUCUGAUUGGCUUUGAGAAGGACUGUCUUUUAAGUAUAACUUACUGCUCGUGGUCGCUCUUGUUUUAAUGAUUCCACGCUUAGAGCCUUAGUCCAAUGGCUGCAAAGCAUGGUUGGGGUCGAUUUACAUUUUUUCAAUUCAGACGAUUUUAGAAUGCAAAUUCAUGAAUUAAAAUAUCCUGAUUUAAAAAAAUGGGUCACUUUCAAUUCCACCCCUCAACCCUGCUGCAAACAGAUAAUCAGUUUCCUCUUCUCGUCAUUUCAGAAAUCAUACAUUCCUCUCAGCCAUACGACCCUGUUUGAGUUACCAACUGAAAAUGAUUGAAUGUGAAAUGAACCUGUAUAUUCCUACCCUCUGCUGGAUAUGAGGAUGCAGUUAUGUUGUGUUAGUCUGUCAUGUGUACAUGUAGGGUUGGGGACAUACUCCGCUCCCCCUGAUUCCUCCUAAGAGAGGGGUGGGAACAGUCAACUUUCUCUGGAGCCUCAGUGGGACUGUGAAUGUUCUUUAUUUCACUGUUAUGUCUACAAGUGUUCCAAUAAAGGCUACAACUUA